Messenger RNA from Salmo salar (Atlantic salmon), 1652 nucleotides. The record is from RefSeq and is a predicted model, not a curated record. Lineage: Eukaryota; Metazoa; Chordata; Actinopteri; Salmoniformes; Salmonidae.
AUAUGUUUGUCUUGUACAGAAGUCAUAGGCAGAGGACCUGGCCCUCCCACAGCUCCAUAAAGUCACCGUCUACACAGAGCUGCACCAGGUCUUCCAACAAGCACACCUCAUCAUCCUCCUGGAUGACAGUUGGCCUGAGGACAGAGAGGGUGGAGGGGAGGACGAGGAAGAAGGCAAGGUUUGUAGUUUGAAUGGCUCGUGGGUUAGUUAGAGCACGGUGCAAGCAACACCAGGGUUGUGGGUUGGAUUCUUGUAUCAUCCACUCCACAUACGCUGAACAUGUGUCUCUGACUGUCAGUGUUGACAGUUCUUUAAGUUGCUUUGGAUACAAAUGUCUGCUAAAUGAACAUAUUAUUUUUAAGGUGAGAAAGGUGUCGGAACGUUCCCAACAGUAUGGGAGCCUCAUCGACGAAAGGGUGCACAUGAACGUGGCGGUGAUUGUGGCUGGGGACUCCUUGGUUAACCUGAAGUGCUCCCUUUUGCUAGAGAGUUCUCCCUCGGUUGACAGCAGACGCUUUGUGGGCAUGGCAACUCAACUGGAGUACGAGGCCAAAGCCCACAUUGCACAGAAACUGUCUGUGAAGACUGCAGAUGUGACAGAGGUCAUCGUUUGGGGCAACAUCAGCGGCAGUUCCCAUGUUGACCUGCAGAGUGCGACGGUUUUCCAAUACGAAGAGGCCAUCUGGGGACCAUCAGACUUUUCUCAACCAGUCCUAGAGAUUAUAUAUGACAGGUAAUUUAACUGUUUGCCAAUACAUUAUUGCCAAAUUAUGUUUAUCAAUGAGUCUGUACUGUUCCUCUAGUCCAGAUCUGUUUGUGCUGUAUUGCCAACUCCUAUGGUCGUUGUCAUGCCAAAAUGUCCUUAGGAUUUGGCAAGACAGCACAGUCAGAUCUGGGACGAAGCUACUGUUCCUGUGCUAUUUAAUUAACAAAAAUAAAGGAGAGCCGCACACUCUAGGAGCUCAGAUGCAAAAAUUGUAUGUCCAACGUUUCGAUAGACAAGCUGUCUUCACCCGUGCUAUUUCAUACCUAUAUUCAACUACCGUAAAAUACCACUGCACUAAGUUUUGAUAAUAUACCUCCCUGUCAUCAAUGCUCUAGUUCUAACACACACAUAGUACACCCAAACUUCGAAUACCUUUUUUUUCCUCAAAGGAAAUGGCUACAGUCUGACUUCCUGAAUUUGGUCAGUUCCAAAUGUGCCACAGUAGCCUCCAAGUCCCAGAGGGCUACAGCCAUAUCAGCCACUAAUGGGAUCAUUGCAGUUCUAAAGGCCUGGAACUGCAACUCUUCUGCUAAGGAGGUCCUCUCCUUUUGCAUACUCAGCACAGGUAGGGUUAAAAGUCAACAUAGUGACAGUUGCAGGUAGGAGGGAAUAAUACUAGUCUGGUCCCAGAUCUGUUUGUGCAGACAUACCAACUCCUUUAGUCAUUGACAUGACUUAGCUAUAGAAAGACUGCAUCAUUAAGCCUGAUCCUAGAUCUGUUUGUGCUGUAACAUUAGCAUUGACAACAGCCAUAGGAUUUGGCUAUUACAGCACCUAAAGAUCUGGGACCAGGGUAUGUAGUAAUUUUAUAUGUUGUAUCAGCAUUUUAUAUAAUGUGUUUCAGGAUAAGUUUCAAUGUCACGUGCACAAGUAGAGUGAAAUUCCU